This is a messenger RNA of Laccaria bicolor S238N-H82, 3135 nucleotides long. RefSeq lists its product as uncharacterized. Gene Ontology annotation, molecular function: guanyl-nucleotide exchange factor activity. The transcript has 5 exons. NCBI's taxonomy places the organism in Eukaryota, Fungi, Basidiomycota, Agaricomycetes, Agaricales, Hydnangiaceae. Gene Ontology annotation, biological process: positive regulation of Rho protein signal transduction. The record is from RefSeq and is a predicted model, not a curated record. The coding region runs from base 1 to 3135 and encodes 1044 amino acids.
AUGAAGGCAUUUUUUCAUCGUUUACAUCUUGGAGGGGGCACCAAGGACAAGGACAAGGACUCUGCUGUGCAAACGGCUGCACCCAAGGAAAAAUUCCCUCCUCUUCGUUCAUGGCCACCUCAAGAGGAAUCACCGCAGCAGCGCCCGUCCUCUACUCCAGCAUCUCUCGCAUCUUUCAAACCUCUUCCUGAUAUCGUCCCUUCUCAAAUUGCUUCCCAACUUUCCACACGUCCCUUACCUUCCAUCGACCAGCCGCUCCCUUCCGAACCAAUAACGAUCACUCCGACCCCUGCCUACGAAUCUCCUUCGCCAUCUCGUCAACCGGAUCUCCUACCAGAGCUUACCGCUUUCCCCUAUACAGAACCAGUAUCCAACGGCACUUCACGUAAACAUGUAAAUGGAAGUGCAACCACCGCUACUACCAUCACUACCACUACAACCGAUGUGCAGAAGAAAGUCGCUUUUAUAUCCCCUCCUCCAACCCCAAUACCCACUACGCUUGAUCGCACGUUGUCCGAUACACCUGUCAAUGGCACGCCUCCAGCUGUACUCAAAACAACCGUGUCGCGUUUUCAGGCGACUUACGGCAAGGAGCCUCGUGGCUCUAUAUCAACCGCUGCAUCGUCCUCAAAAGCCGACGUUGCUACCGCUACCAAGACAAGCGUGAAAGCCACUUCGACGCGAACCGCCUCACCCUAUCUUCAGAAGGGCUACGAAGGCACAUCCGUUCAAUCUCUGCGUUCUGGCACACCAUAUUCCCAAAUGUCCAGUAGCGGAAGCCGUAUCCUUGCAGCCCAAUCGUGGAGUGAGGUCACGGAAGAGGACCUCGUUUCUAACCUUGGGUCGCGUGAGCGUACCCGACAAGAAGUCUUGUUUGAAAUCAUCUCAAGUGAAGAGAGAUACGUCCAAGAACUGGUCAAAAUGAAGGACACAUUCAUUGACCCUUUAUUACACCCUUAUUCUGUUCCCACUUCCCCGAUGGCUUCCACCCCGAAUUUGGAUUACGAUUAUUAUCGUGCGGAAUCUCCCUUUGAAUCAGCUGAUGAUUUACCACCCAUUGCCGCCCGUUUCAUGUCGCCAACACCCGGAAUGAGUUCAAAUCCGUCCUCACGUCCCAAGGAAAUCCCAAUUGUUGAUGCGGAAUCCUUAGAGACUGAUGAGGAUGACGAAGCAGGGGAUAAGGCUGGCAGAUUGUAUGACUCAAGAAGACAAGGGUCAUCGAAACAUGAUCAUCCCCGAUCACCAUAUCGAAGUAUGUCGAAUCGCCCUGCAGUGAGGCAGGUGGGCGGCGUCUCCGUCCCGUUCCCUUCCCGGUCUCACCAUUCACUACCGCCUCCUGUGCGUGGCAACCCACCAAAUUCAUCGACCCAUUCUCUAGGUCGUCAAUCAACUAUCGUAGAGCGCGAUCGAGAACGUAAGUCUAGCCAUGGCCAGGGGGAAGGUUCACCAAAGCCCAGCAUGUUGAGGAAGUUCAAGAAAAGCCAGACGUCAGCGGAAGGUGUCCUUGGAAACACUAUUGCCCCCCAUCAGCUUCCUGAAGAUUUACGCAUCUGCCUGGAGGUUAUCGAUAGCGGCGUGUUUGACGGCCAUAAGAGACUCUCAGAGGCGUUGAAAAAACGCUACGAUGAUCAGUUUCCCUUGGUACGAUCACUUGCAGACGUUUUUGUAUCAAAUUCCGAUAUCUUUCACGGUUACGCCACCUACGUUCUCCAUUUGGAGCGCGCUUUAGGUCAAGUGGACGCCGCUUUAUCUAACGUUUCGACAAAGAAACCCAAGAAACAAGACGCAGGCGAGUGGUUGAAAGUUUGCAAAUUCCUCCAGAAAUUGGAGGAGGAUGCUUCGGAUAAGGGCGAAACCGGCUUAGCUAUCACGUUGUCAAAACCUUUUCAAAGGCUUCUCAAAUACCCCCUUCUCUUUCAGAAUCUCCUCUUCCAUACCGACCCCAGUACCUUCGAGUAUGAAAGCACGUUACAGAUGGUUGCUGAAGUCGAAAACAUUGUUCGGAGCAUUGAAGACGAAAAGAUUCAGAAGGAGGAACGGGACAAGACGCGAGAUGUAUUCGCGCGUAUUGAAGGUUUAGACAAAGUCAAGCAGCUGGCUUUGCCAAAGCCGUCACGCGUUCUUAUAGAAGAACGGCUGUGCACCCCUGGAUUGAGCCCUUUGAACGGUCUAGCGAAGGCUGUAUCCCCUCCGCCGGUUGUCAAUGCUAAAGGGGUACGGGGCAAGUCUUCGUUCAAGCGUCUUAGCGACGUUCUCAGCAGCAACGGAGUAGGGGGAAAGAAAGACCUUUGGUUUGUUGUCUUCAAUGAUGUCGUGCUGCAAUGCCAGCGAACUGGAACCACGUCCUUGCCAUUGGUGGCUGCGAUGAACUCUCGUACAAAUUCAAUGCCAGAGUUGCAAGGUAAAGCAAAGUAUGCGACAACAGGUCGUCGAACUUCCUACACUAAACCUCGUAACCUGUAUAAAUUCAUCAAGAUUGAGAUUUGGGCCAUAGGAGACGUCAUGCAGCCUGGAGAAGGCAUCGUCUCGAUGGAAGAUGUUGUUCGAUCGCGAACGCAAGCGCUCACCAAUCAGCCAAAGAUCGUUCCACUCCCCGCCGAUGACGAUGACGAUGGAGAUUCAUCCGACUCUGAUAAGAAGAGCAAAAUGAGCUUUUCUUACUGGGGUGCUGAUAAAGUCACAGUACAAAAGCCUAUCAUCAAAGGUCGACCUCUUGGCGUGACUACUACGAGAAGGGGAGGAUCGUCUGCCUAUGGCAGAGAGUCCUCAGCUAAUGCCAAAUUUGGUAACAGACUUGUUUCAGAUGGAUCUUCACAUGCACGUCCUUCCAGCAGGCGGACACAGGUAACCCCAACGUCACGCCGACAGCCACUAUCUGAAGAGGGCCCCAACUACGCAAGAGCUACGGUGACGAGACCGGCUUGGGAUACCAGUACACGAUCCCCACUGCCGCCUUCUUCUAAACGAUCUCGCAACACUUCUCAGGCCAGCGCAGCGACAAAAACCACCGUUCCAACUACUCCCCCAGCAACAGCCAAGGCUCCUGUCUCUUCACCUGCUCCUUCGGAAGAUUCUGGGGUAGGCCUAUACCGUCAAAUGCUUGUUAAUGAACCCUCUUUUAACAACAAUCUCUGA